AAACUGGAACAUGUAGGCAGCUAGUUGGGAGCUGGGGUUCAAAUGAGAAAUCUUACUUAGUCAGAUAGGGCAAGUGUUGGCUUAGAUAUUCUGUUUUGAGGUAGUGAGCUACCUAUCACAGCAGGAGCACAAGCAAGGUUGAAUGACAGGAGGUCAGGAUGCUUAAGAGUUUGGCCUUGGUGGGGAGUUGGAAUCAGGUUUCUACCCCUCUUCCCUGUCCCAACCUUUACCCUAUACUAGUAAAGAAAUAGACCUUACCAUUGUCCAGCUUGAGUAGAGCAUGAGGUUUUGACCAACUGGCCUGUCCCCUGGCUGGGAUCAGGGGUGAUUUGGACCCUGAUCAUCCUAGAAUGAGCCAGGAAAAUCCAACAGGAGAAGCGGCCCCAGAAGCCUGAAUGAGGGGGUCAGUGGCACCCUGGGCCAGGCUGCAGAAGGCAGCCUCAGUUUUCCCUGUCUGAAGAACGGGUUGGUGGGAUGAGAUAAUGGGGGCUGAGGAGGCAGAGGCUUUGACCAAAAGGGCUUUAAAGUGAGGAAGUGACAAGUCAGGGAUAGACCCCACACCCUCAGGACACCCCUUCAUAUAUUACCAUUCCAUAGCCACAUGCAAACACAGACACACACUUUUGCCCUUGUUUCUGCAUCUCUGUGUUCUGGGUCUGUGGUUCCCGCUCUCUUUUCUGCCGCCUCCUUUGUUGUCUCUCUGUCUAAAUUCCUGUCCCACCAUCUCUGGGUCAGUAGCUCUCUUUCUGUCCCUGUUUCUCACUCACUGUCUCACCCAUUCCUGUGUGUGUUUCUUUCUCAUUCAGCAAAGCUCCUUCCACACCCCCCUCUUUAUUGCUAAGUAUUUCCCCGUGGGUCCCUCCCUCUUCUCCCACACCCAUACCCAGGUGGAAGUUUUCAACCAAAUCAAAGGCAGGCAGGACAGAAGCCGAAGCUGAUGCUGAGCCCUUCAGCACACACAGGGAGGGAGGGAGAGCCCUGGGGAAGUCUGGAAAUCGUUACCCAGCCCCUCACCCCUACCCUCUGCUGCCGAGGUGGGCUGUCCUGGCAGAGGGAGGCGGUGGCCAAGAGGGCCGGGACCCUAUAGGAAAGAGGGAUGUUUCUCAUGGAUGCCCUGAUGCUCUGAGUAGCUCUGCCCUCCUCUCCCUCUGUUCCUCUAUUUUUGGGUCUCUGACCACCCCCCGCCCCAGGUCUCUGUGCCCCUCUCUCUGCUGCUCCCUCUCUGGGUCUCUGGGUCUCAAACUCUCUGAACUCUGUACUUCUAUUGCUCUCCCCCGCACUUUCUGCCCUCCUCUCCCUCUGGGUCUCCGUCCCCACCCCCACCCCCAUUUCUCUGAGUUUUUGUGCCCCUUUUGGGGUCUCUGUACUCUCUCAAAAUCCUCCUCUCUCCUGCCUGGGUGUCUUUCUCACUCCAUCCAUCUGCACGCCUGCAGGCCCUUCAUUGGCUGGGUUUAGGGUGGGCGGGUUCUGUCACCCGGGGCAACAGCAACAACGAGCCGGCUCCUGCUAGGCUACGGGGCGGGGGUGGGACCAUGGCGGGUCGGACCCUAGCUCGGCGCUACGGUCCCCCACGGUCCCCCAUCUCUGGGACCAAGGUGCCUGGAUCCCAGCCCAGCUGGCAUCUCACCAGCAGUGGCGUCGCCCACCACUGUAUCCCGCCCGUGCCCUCUCCCCCGCCCACUGUGCAGUCCACGGUCGCGGAGCCCCUGCUCCUGGCCGCAAAGCAGGAUUUGCAUAUUUGGGCUUUCGACGAGGUCACCAACAGAUGGGAGACAACCUCGGGCUCGGCUCACGUGCCCAAGACCCACGGCGGGCCCUACGCGCAGCCCAAGGCCCCAGAACCUGCGGACCGCACGCGGAUUGUGGGGAUCAAGGAUGUAGCGGAAAAACUCAGACACCGCGGCUGGCGCCUCCCUCUGAUCACAAAGCACCAGUGCAGUGAGACGAGGGCGCAGUACGCCGGCUGGCCCAGCCUGGACCGGGGCGCCACCUCCUUCAUCGGGCCCCAGCCCCUGGAGCUUGCGGACCACAACCGCGGGGGCCCUUCCCAGGCUCUAAUCCCCUGGACGAAGAACCCCGAGCUGGCCGGCCGGCCUUUCACUAAUUCUGACCAGGGCAUCCUGGACCGCCGUCAGCUCUAUCUGACCACUUCGGCCCGGGACUUCCAGGCCUAUUCGAAGAAGGAGUUGUCAGGCUACCCUCGCAAGGACUCGAUGACUUCCUGGAGCUUCGGGGAGACGCCCCAGGCCUGAGGCCCCGGCCCGAAACAGCCGCCCGGUCCGUGCUCCUCUCGGCCACUCCGGCCGCCGAAAAUCCGCGUGCCCCGCGCCCGUCCGGUGAUGCCAGUCGUGCCGCACCGCGGGGCGCUGUCUCUGGCUCAAGAAUCCUACAGCCCCCCGCUGCACCCACUCCGCCGGCUCGACCGUUUCUGCCCGCUGGAGCCGCCCUGGGGCGGCCCCCACUGGAAACCCGAGUCAGACAUCUACAGCGUGCCGAAAGCCUACAGCACCGAGAACUUCAACUACGGCAGCUUAAAGCCGGCGCUGGCCUGA
This is a messenger RNA of Lagenorhynchus albirostris (white-beaked dolphin), 2552 nucleotides long. It is a transcript of the gene SAXO3, whose product is annotated as stabilizer of axonemal microtubules 3. The record is from RefSeq and is a predicted model, not a curated record. The transcript is spliced from 5 exons. Lineage: Eukaryota; Metazoa; Chordata; Mammalia; Artiodactyla; Delphinidae.